AGAAGGAAAAGUAGCAUUUUUUACCCGGAAGUAGAGAGCACGUGUCCGUGUGUCGCAGGCGGAGGGUGGAACAUGGACCACUCAGACUCAGUCAAAGCAAGUGUCCCGUCGUAUUUAAAGGACGCACAGAUGAUUAAACAGGGCGCGGAGGCACGUGUCUAUCGAGGUACUUUUUUGGGUCGGUCCGUGAUUAUUAAAGAGAGAUUCCCAAAAUUAUAUCGCCACCCUGAAGUCGACGAGAAACUGACGCGCCGCAGAACCACACAGGAGGUGCGAUCCAUACUGCGAUGCAGGAGAGCAGGUAUCAACGCACCCGUUGUUUAUUUUGUUGACUACACCACUCAUUGUAUUUUCUUGGAGGAUAUUAUUCACUCAGUGUCAGUAAAAGACCACAUAGCAUCGGCUCAAGCGUCAGAACAGAACCCACAGCAUCUCCAGACUCUAGCAGACAAGAUUGGUGAAACCCUGGCUCAGAUGCAUGAUGAAGAUGUCAUCCAUGGUGAUCUCACCACCUCAAACAUGCUUCUGGUCAGUGGAGCUGAAGACCACAACAUGAAGCUGGUUCUGAUUGACUUUGGGUUGAGUUACAUUUCUGCUCUACCAGAAGACAAAGGAGUUGAUCUGUACGUGUUGGAGAAAGCUUUUCUCAGCACUCAUCCCAAAACUGAGACUUUGUUUGAGAGACUUCUGAAAAGUUACACUGCUUCAUCUAAAAAGUCCUCCGUGGUCCUCAAGAAACUGGAUGAAGUUCGAUUGAGAGGACGGAAGAGGUCUAUGGUGGGAUGAAGUGCAGUACAGCGUAUAUUCUGGCAUUGGAAUGCUUUCACACAGGAUUUGCUUCGAGCUUCCAUCUGUAGUUUGAUGUUGGAAAUGCUAUCAUGAAUGUGUACGUAAUGAAUGGUUUAAAUUCAAAUUCUCCAGUUCAGUGUGGGUGCAUAAUAGACAAAAGCACACCCUCGACCAAAGACUGAUUGAUCUGCUGAAUAUUUGAGCUCUACUAAAAAUACGUGUGUAAACGCGUUAAUCAACAUGUUCAGUGUGCUUCCAAGACCUGUGAAUGAAACCAAUAAAACACUGAUACCA
This is a messenger RNA of Cyprinus carpio (common carp), 1083 nucleotides long. RefSeq names its product EKC/KEOPS complex subunit TP53RK-like. Lineage: Eukaryota; Metazoa; Chordata; Actinopteri; Cypriniformes; Cyprinidae. Gene Ontology annotation, cellular component: cytosol; EKC/KEOPS complex; nucleus. Gene Ontology annotation, biological process: protein phosphorylation. The record is from RefSeq and is a predicted model, not a curated record. Gene Ontology annotation, molecular function: protein serine/threonine kinase activity; ATP binding.